Messenger RNA from Xenopus tropicalis (tropical clawed frog), 1256 nucleotides. RefSeq names its product SEC22 homolog A, vesicle trafficking protein (gene sec22a). Gene Ontology annotation, cellular component: endoplasmic reticulum membrane. The transcript is spliced from 7 exons. NCBI's taxonomy places the organism in Eukaryota, Metazoa, Chordata, Amphibia, Anura, Pipidae. The coding region runs from base 175 to 1083 and encodes 302 amino acids. The record is from RefSeq and is a predicted model, not a curated record. Gene Ontology annotation, biological process: endoplasmic reticulum to Golgi vesicle-mediated transport.
GCAUGGCUGCCCGCACUGAGGUUCCAGGAUGCAGCGCGAAGGACACGUCACGUAGGCGGAGCCGGGCCUGUGGGACUGAAGCUGCUGUGAGCCCGGGGGUCCGACCUGAGAGGCCGGGGCCUCGGGAAGCGAAGAACGGAGCGGAGGUAGGUAAGUAGCUCGCCAUUCCGGGAGAUGUCACUCAUCCAUUUCGCUUCGGUGGUGCGUGUAAGAGACGGGCUCCCACUCUCCGCCUCAACCGACCAUGAACAGAACACGUCCGUGCAAGAGACCAAGAAAUACCUGAAAGUGCUUUCCAAAAAGCUGGAGCAGCUUCCUGAUAGGUGCACACUGAGGAGAGGGCCCCAUAAUGUCCACUUUAUCAGCUCGCUGGGGGUGGGGUACAUGCUGCUCUGCUCAGAGAGUUACCCCACCAUCUUGGCCUUUUGCUUCCUGGACGAGUUACAGAAGGAGUUUAUUACCACCUACGAGAUGUCCCAGAUCAACACCGCCAUCCGGCCGUACUCUUUCAUUGAGUUUGAUAAUUUCAUUCAGAAAACCAAGCAGAGAUUUAAUAACCCCCGAUCCCUUUCCACCAAGAUGAACCUGGCCGACAUGCAGACGGAGAUCCGACUCAGACCCCCCUACCAGGUGUCGCUGCAGGAGGCGGGGCUAGCGAAUGGCCUCACCCACCAGAGGCACCCGGAAUAUAAGGGAAUAGCCCCCCACCAGAGACUGGAGCCCCUGACCCUGCCCGGCAUCGUCUCUCUGCUACUGAGCGUGCUCUGCGCCGGCCUCAACCUCAUCCGGGGGUUUCACGCUAUAGAGAGCCUGCUGCAGAAUGACGACGAUUUGAACUGCGUUAUUGCUUUCUUCUUGGGAACCGCAGCCUGUAUGUACCAGUGCUACCUGUUUGCCCACAGUACCAGCUGGAGGAACACCAAGUCCUUCCUGGCGUUUGGGCUGAUCUGCCUGUGUAACCUGUACCUGCACGACCUGCGCUCCCUCCUGCAGCUCCUCUUCCACGUCAGCGCCGGCGCCUUCAUCACCCUCCAGAUCCGACUGCGCCAGCCGCUGAGCAAGUCUCCCGACUAUAACGUGUGACUGGGCCGGAACCGGCACUGCUGGGCCCCCGCACCCGAACCUCUGGGGUACGGCACAUUCCUCCCCUCCCCCAGGGAUUUUACCUCAAUGUUCCUUUAGCAAAGACUCACUUUGUGUUAUUGCCUUUGUAAGGCAGCGAUACUGUCUGUAUAAUAAACCCUGACUCCGGGGCC